Molecule: messenger RNA, 1003 nt
Organism: Vicia villosa (hairy vetch)
Lineage: Eukaryota; Viridiplantae; Streptophyta; Magnoliopsida; Fabales; Fabaceae
Product: thaumatin-like protein 1b
Exons: 2
Coding region: 74-802 (242 amino acids)
Biological process (GO): defense response
Cellular component (GO): extracellular region
Source: RefSeq, a predicted model, not a curated record
AAUCGUUGAAGAUUCAAACCUCGAAGCCUAUAUAAUGGGAAGAAGCUGAGUGCAAUUCUCAUCAAAUAUCAAAAUGGCUAUUACUCGUAUUGCUCUCUGCCUUAGCUUUGCAUUCCUCGUCUACGUGGUUGGAGGAGCCAAAGUGACAUUCACAAACAAAUGUGGAUACACUGUAUGGCCAGGAACACUUACUGGAGACCAAAAGCCUCAACUAUCAACAACAGGUUUUGUGUUGGAUCCUCAAGCAACCAACUCGGUGGACCUUCCUUCUCCAUGGUCAGGUCGGUUUUGGGCCCGUACCGGAUGCUCAAACAACAACGGAAAGUUUAGCUGCGCCACGGCCGAUUGCGCAUCUGGUCAAGUUGAGUGCAACGGUGCUGGCGCAGUUCCACCAGCAACUUUGGUUGAAAUUACAGUAGCUUCAAAUGGAGGACAAGAUUUCUAUGAUGUGAGCAACGUCGACGGGUUCAACGUGCCGAUGUCCGUAACUCCACAAGGUGGGAGUGGUGAUUGCAAAACCUCGAGCUGUCCAGCGAAUAUCAACACAGUGUGUCCUGAUGAGCUUCAAGUGAAAGGCUCUGAUGGAAGUGUGAUUGCUUGUCAGAGUGCUUGUUUGAAGUUUAAUACAGAUGAAUAUUGUUGCCGUGGAAGUCACAAUACAGCGGCUACAUGUCCAGCCUCAAGUUACGCUACGACUUUUAAAAAUCAGUGUCCUGAUGCUUAUAGUUAUGCUUACGAUGAUAAGACUGGCACUUUCACUUGCAAUGGUGGACCUAGCUAUGCUAUCACCUUCUGUCCUUAAUUUAAUGGCCACCUUCUAAAAACAGUUAUGUCUAUGUUUAAAAUAAAAUAGGUGGUUACAGUUUACAAUCACACAAACAUGAACAUGUGUGAUAUAUAUGUAAACCUAGAAUAUGAAUAAAAGAUCACAUGUUUGUAGUUAAUGUAUUAAUGAUAUUUUUAAAUUAUUGUAUGGAUGAUUGCACUAUUUUGGUCCACUUUU